Chrysochloris asiatica (Cape golden mole) is the source of this 620-nucleotide messenger RNA. RefSeq names its product guanylate cyclase activator 1A (retina) (gene GUCA1A). Lineage: Eukaryota; Metazoa; Chordata; Mammalia; Afrosoricida; Chrysochloridae. Gene Ontology annotation, cellular component: photoreceptor inner segment; cone photoreceptor outer segment. The transcript has 4 exons. Bases 2 to 610 code for a protein of 202 amino acids. Gene Ontology annotation, molecular function: calcium sensitive guanylate cyclase activator activity; calcium ion binding. Gene Ontology annotation, biological process: visual perception; positive regulation of guanylate cyclase activity. The record is from RefSeq and is a predicted model, not a curated record.
GAUGGGCAAUGUGAUGGAGGGGAAGACGGUGGAGGAGCUGAGCAGCACCGAGUGUCACCAAUGGUACAAAAAGUUCAUGACCGAAUGCCCCUCAGGCCAGCUUACCCUCUAUGAGUUCCGCCAGUUCUUUGGCCUCAAGAACCUGAGCCCAACAUCCAGCAAGUACGUGGAGCAGAUGUUUGAGACCUUUGACUUUAACAAGGAUGGCUACAUCGACUUCAUGGAGUACGUGGCGGCGCUGAGCCUGGUCCUCAAGGGGAAAGUGGAACAGAAACUGCGCUGGUAUUUCAAGCUCUACGAUGCGGAUGGCAACGGAUGCAUCGACCGUGAUGAGCUGCUCACCAUCAUCCGGGCCAUCCGAGCCAUUAACCCUUACAGCGACUCUCCCAUGAGUGCGGAGGAGUUCACAGAUUUAGUGUUCUCCAAGAUCGACGUCAAUGGGGAUGGGGAGCUCUCCCUGGAGGAGUUCAUGGAGGGUGUCCAGAAGGACCAGAUGCUCCUGGACACACUGACACGCAGCCUGGACCUUACCCGCAUAGUACGCAGGCUCCAGAACGAAGAGCAGGACGACCAGGAGGCUAGUGAAAAGGUGGUGGAGGCAACUGGCUGAGUCAAUGCCC